AUGGAGGAGUGCGGAAGGGUCUUCGGUCUCUUCGGAGAGGUAGCACAGCUUGACCUCACGCGUCUCCGCGAAACAGGAGCACUGCGUGUCUGUUUCUUUGAAUCCAAAGCAGCCCUGGCGCUACAAGACUACUUGGACACCCACGGAAGUCUUUGGAGGUCGCCACCAACAAUUGGGGACUCCAUUGCCUUGCAUGCCUCCGGAAGUCGCGGCGGUUAUGGAUAUUGGGAGCCUGGCCGGAUUUCCAGUCGGCGACCGUCAGACGCACAGGAAGUGAGGAACUACUUGGAAAUUGACGAAGGGCGACUCCUCCGUGGUCAG
Symbiodinium necroappetens is the source of this 321-nucleotide messenger RNA. NCBI's taxonomy places the organism in Eukaryota, Dinophyceae, Suessiales, Symbiodiniaceae. The record is from the annotation of a GenBank genome assembly.